Lepisosteus oculatus (spotted gar) is the source of this 1715-nucleotide messenger RNA. The record is from RefSeq and is a predicted model, not a curated record. Lineage: Eukaryota; Metazoa; Chordata; Actinopteri; Semionotiformes; Lepisosteidae.
GACGUGCCUUUAGAGAGCUCCAGAGCUCCUGGCACGGGCUGCUCCCACCACAGAAGCACACCUGCGCGGCCAGACAGGAGCACACAGUGUGAGUCCUCAGGCAUGGACUGGGUGGUCAAUGAAGGAUUGUCCUCUUUCAUGGUCGUCCUGUGGCUGGGACUGAACGUGCUCCUGUUCGCGACAACCUUCCUCUCCUACAGCGGGGACGAGGCCUACACCUACACCCGGGCCAUGCUGGGGUCUGGCCUGGCCUGGGCCCGCGCCUCGGCGGCCUGCAUCAAUCUGAACGGCACGGCGAUCCUGCUGCCCGUCAGCCGCAAUUUCAUCUCCUUCCUGCGGGGCUCCUGCGUUUGUCGCGGAAGAGCUCUGAGGAAGCAGCUGGACAAGAACAUCACUUUCCACCGCCUGGUCGCCUACCUCCUAGCCGCGCACUCGGUGGUCCACACUGUGGCACAUCUGUCCAACAUCGAGAGCUAUCACGAGAGUCGGGCAACGGGGGCCGGCGAGCUGCUGCUGAAGCUCUCCAGCCUGGGGGAGACGCUCAACGAGACCUUCCUGAACCCAGUGCGCACCUACAAUACGACUCCUAUUAAAGAAGUGAUGACAAAUAUAUCUGGAAUCUCUGGAUUGGUUAUUGCUGUAGUUCUGGUCCUCAUGGCGACUUCGUCAACUGAGCUCGUUAGACGAUCGUCCUAUGAGCUGUUCUGGUUGACUCAUCACCUCUUUGUUGUGUUUUUCAUUGGACUUGUCGUCCAUGGCACGGGUCAAAUUGUCCGGGGACAGACCAGAGAGAGCCUCUCACGCCACAAUGUGUCCUACUGCCGGGACCAUGUGGAUGAGUGGGGGAACGUCACCCAGUGUCCGGUGCCACGCUUCGCCGGGAACAGUCCCGCGGUGGUGGCUCACCCUUCGCACGUCCUUGAGCUGCAGAUGAGAAAGGACGGUUUUAAGAUGGAGCCGGGGCAGUACGUGUUUUUGCAGUGCCCGGCGAUAUCCCGCUUAGAGUGGCACCCUUUCACCCUGACGUCUGCUCCGGAGGAGGACUACUUCAGCGUGCACGUCCGUCUGAAGGGAGACUGGACCGAAGCCCUGCGCGCUGCCUUCGUGGAUCACAGGCGGUCCACAGGCUUUCCUCAGCUACCACGAAUGGCUGUCGACGGUCCAUUCGGCUCGGCCAGUAGCGAUGUGUUCCGGUACAGGGUCAGCGUUUGCAUUGGAGCUGGGAUAGGAGUGACCCCUUUCGCAUCGGUUUUGAAGUCCCUCUGGUACAAAUCAUGCAACCCCUCCACGCCCAUAAAACUUCAGAAGCUGUAUUUUUUCUGGCUUUGCCGCGACACCUCAGCCUUUGAGUGGUUCUCCGACCUGCUGUUCUCACUGGAGACCCGGCUGGCGGGGAAAGACCGCCUCCUGAGCUUCCACAUUUUCCUCACCGGCUGGGAUGAGGCUCAGGCCUACCACAUAGGCCUGCACUGCGAAAACCACAGAGACGUCGUCACGGGCUUCAGGGAGAAGACCUUCUACGGCCGGCCGGACUGGGACCGGGAGUUCAGGAGCAUCGCGGACGCUCACCCGCGAUUUUUAGGAACAUUCACGGAGCUGGAAAGGUUAGCAGUGGAGAGCAGUCUGGUAAAGCACUAAGCUGUUAUUUGUAAACACAUUUAGGCACACCGUCCUUAACACCCCCAUACAAUCUCUGGUAUAGAAGACAUAAAUAU